GUAGUAGUCAUGUGACACUACACUUAUCAUGUGACCGAGUCUUCUACUCGUAAAACUCAUAAGUAAGGGUUGCUAUCUUUGUUAUCUAAUAUCAAGUUUAAGUUUAGGUUUAGACAAUCAAACAUGUCGCUAAGGCCUGCAUUGAUGAUCAGCUUUCUGCUACUGGGAAUUUCAAUUUUAUAUGGCGAGACAACAGACUUGGGCGCAAGUUGUACACCUCCAGUUAAUAAUGCAGCAGAUGAAUGUACUGUAAAAGAUUCGGAGUGUAAAACUAAUACGUGUGCUUGCAAAACCGGAUUUAUUAAGGAAAAUGGAGCAUGCCCAAAAGCGUUAGGAAAAGCUUGUGUGAACAAUAACGAAUGUGUCUCUAAUUCAAAGUGUGCGGGCACUAUUGGGUCUAAAACAUGCAGUUGUAUAGAUGGCUUCGGAAAUAAGGAUGGAUUAUGUUCUAAAACCGUCGAUGGAAUCGAUUGCUCAUCAGUUUCAACAGCAUGUGACACUAUUCAAAAUGCAGCGUGUGACGCAACGUCUAAGAAAUGUAAAUGUAACACAGGUUUCAUCAUGAAUGUUGACAAAUGUGACCCGAAAAAUUCUGCUGCCUUGAUAAACUUCGGUGUAGUUACGAUGGUAAUGUCUCUUCUGACAGCUUUUAUUCUGUAGCGACAAUGGAAAAUAUAGUUGUUUUACCAGAACACUUAGGAUUGGACAAGAUGACUUUGUUAUAUUGUUUUUGUUCUUGUUGCAGUGGUUUAUAGUGUGCAAGUGUAAAAAAAACAUAUAUGAAAACUUGAUUUUAGGAUACAAGUUACAUAACAGUAUAACAGUAUCUCUUUUUACGUCCAUAUAUUUUAGUAUAUCAAUUGUUUCUUGAAAUAAUAGUUUAUGUUGUUACAAUUAAAUUAACCUAUAUUAAAUAUAUAGAACAUAAAUAUCAAUAGAUUUUUAGAAAUACUGUCCGUAAUCACUGAAAUACAGAUUGUGAACAAAGGUAGAAUGUCAAAGGUUAUAUAUGAAUAAUUAUAUUGAAUAAAACAUGUUUAAAAGAAAUAUGUACAUAUAUCAUAUGUAUAUUUUCAACUUCCUUUUUUUUGGGGGGGGGGGGGGCUUAUAACUUCUCUUUUUCAUUUUCAAAAAUAAGAUUAAUACUGAAAUCACAAAUAACAAAUCGUAAAUUACAUUUGCAUUAUAUGAUAAUAAAUCUGUAUUUAGUUCCGCAAAUAGGUUGAUAUCACAUGUUAUUUGUUGUCGGUUGUCUAGUGGAAACAGUUAUAAAUAUGAAAACACGUUUUAAAUUGUUAAGAGGCCAACGGCAAAGAUGCUCCAAUAAUAACCAAGCGGCAUCUCAAUAUAUGUAUUUAUCCAAAUAAAGUUGUUUAACAGAU
Molecule: messenger RNA, 1382 nt
Organism: Ruditapes philippinarum (Manila clam)
Lineage: Eukaryota; Metazoa; Mollusca; Bivalvia; Venerida; Veneridae
Product: cell death abnormality protein 1-like
Exons: 7
Coding region: 124-660 (178 amino acids)
Source: RefSeq, a predicted model, not a curated record